This is a messenger RNA of Frieseomelitta varia, 2006 nucleotides long. RefSeq names its product coiled-coil domain-containing protein 102A. Lineage: Eukaryota; Metazoa; Arthropoda; Insecta; Hymenoptera; Apidae. Bases 206 to 1831 code for a protein of 541 amino acids. The transcript is spliced from 7 exons. The record is from RefSeq and is a predicted model, not a curated record.
UGUGACGUAUAAAGAUCAAAAUUAUUCAAGAAUUGUAUUUAGAUUAUUAGUAUCUUGUAUCAUUUAGUAUCAUCUAAUACGAUGUAAAUUAAAGUAUAAAUAAGAUGUGAGAAUUGUCUAUAAAUGUGCAGUGAUUCAAUUCGAAAAGCAAUAUACACGAUUUAAAAUACAGCCGUUCAUAAAAAGAAUAGCAGUUUAGGUUACCAUGGCACAAUCAACAGCUAGUGGAACGUCUUCUCGACGAUAUAUCAGAGAGCACGAUGUUAAUGCAUCUUCAUCACGAUAUGGGGAUAGUGAAUGGGAAACUAAAGAGGCUUUACGACAAAGAGAACUCGAAGAAGCAAGAGCAAGAGCUGCUCAAAUGGAAAAAACAAUGAGAUGGUGGUCAGAUUGUACUGCUAACUGGCGAGAAAAAUGGAGUAAAGUACGUAAUGAAAGAAAUAUGGCAAGAGAAGAAGCAAAAAUGCUUAGAGCAAAAUUGGAAAUAGCAGUGAAAGAUGCUAAUAGUUAUAAACACGAAUGUCAAGAACUUGAGUUACAGAAUGAGCAAUUAAAAAAAGAAAUGGAAAAAAUACAUAUGAUAUUGUUAAAACACGCUGGACAAUUUGAUCAACAAAUUUUUACAGUUUUAGAAUCAGAUCCACAAUUAAGAAAUACAUUAGGUAUAGAUGAAUUAUUGAAGUUCUACAAUAAUGUUGAACAAACUGAAAGUGUAAAUUCUAAAAAAAAUUUACUUACUUGUAAAGUUUCUCUUGAUGAAUCUAAUAUUUGCUUAGGAAGUCAUAAUAUUUUACCAGAUAGAGAUAUUGAAGAAUAUGUGUUACAAGGUGCUGUGCCAAAACAUGCUGUAGAAUUAUAUAAGGAGAGUCCUCUUAAUUCAUUAGACAAAGAUAUUGUGAGAUUAGCAGAUUCUAAUUCUGUAGAAGAUAACACAGAAAACAAUCUGCAGACAUGUACAGAUGAAUCGUAUACACAAAAAAUAAUAUUACUCCAACAUAAAUUGGAUGAAGCUACAAAAACUAUUUCUAUAGAAAGAGAAGAAAAAAAUUCUUUACAUCGCGGUCUGGAAAAAUUAAAAACAGAAAUAAUACAAGUAAGAAAACAGUAUGAAGAAUUAGAGGAAAGUAAAGCCGACGUUACAAGAGAACUGCUUGAAUUAAGAGAUCGUUUUCAACUUGAGCUUAGUGAUGUACAAGCUGGUAUAGUCGAUGAAGCUUCAAGUAGAGAAGGAAUGAAUCGUCGUCUAUGUGAACUUAGAACUGAAUUAGAAAAACUUCAAGCAGAAAAUGCAGCCGAAUGGGGAAAACGAGAACGUUUGGAGACAGAAAAAAUUUCCUUAGAACGUGAAAAUAAGCAACUUCGUAAUGAAUUAAAUGAUUUACAAGAAAGGAUAGAGUCUCGACGAUCACGUCCAGUUUCCACAUCAGAUAGUGAUACAAGACAAUUACAUCAAGAAUUUCUAGUUAGGAAUGUGACAUUAUUGAAAAAAUCUUUAGAAGAAAAAACAACAGAACUUUCACAUGCUAUGAGAAGAUCAGAACAAUAUGAAGCAGAAGUAAAGAGAGUUAGAGCAAGAGUAGAGGAAUUGAAAAAAGAAUUAGCUGCAGUUCAAGAUGAACUAGAUACUGCAACUAAUAGUGUUCGUAAAUUGCAACGAGCAAAUGAAGAUCUUUUAGAACAAUUAGAAUCAGCUAAUGUACAACUGGAACAUUUUCGAAAUAGUACCGAUUCUUAUCCUGUAGACGUGGGAAUAGGAGAAAAUCUCGAAGAAAAAUUAUGUAUAGUCAAUGAUGACAAGUUAACAAAUGAAUAUGAACCACAGCAAGCCUAGUAUUCACUCAUCUUAAUAAUAGUGUUAAAUUAAUUCAAAUUAAUUCGAAUGAUAAAACUUGGAAUGUGGAAAAGAGUUUUUCCUACAUUUUUCAUAAUGUAUACACCAGUCAAUGUAGCAAUAUUUUUCAAUUGUAAAAAUUCUGAUAAAUGUAUAAGUAGUACUAAUUUAUUUA